Molecule: messenger RNA, 1991 nt
Organism: Xiphophorus maculatus (southern platyfish)
Lineage: Eukaryota; Metazoa; Chordata; Actinopteri; Cyprinodontiformes; Poeciliidae
Gene: renbp
Product: renin binding protein
Exons: 11
Coding region: 161-1369 (402 amino acids)
Biological process (GO): N-acetylmannosamine metabolic process; carbohydrate metabolic process; N-acetylglucosamine metabolic process
Molecular function (GO): peptidase inhibitor activity; N-acylglucosamine 2-epimerase activity
Source: RefSeq, a predicted model, not a curated record
UAAACCAAAUCUAAAUAGUUCUGAAUCCGCGGAGUCGGUUGGACCUGCUCGGCUCUGAUUGGCUGUUAAUUUUUCCCUUCCUGCUGCAUCAUGUGACCAACACAAGUAGCGGAGCUGAUCCAGAGCCGACAGGCGGACCGCUGCUGGACCUGCAGGAAGCAUGUCUGUUGGGAAGCUUGAAGAGUGCCGGCAGCAGAUCCGGGCGCAGCUGGACGCUGUCGUGGAAUUCUGGCUCAAAUAUUCCCACGACACAGUACACGGAGGCUUCUUCACUUGCAUUGGGAGGGAGGGGAAUGUUUAUGAUGAGCUGAAGUAUGUGUGGCUGCAGGGAAGACAGGUGUGGAUGUACUGCCGUCUGUAUCGUAGCAUGGAUCGCUUCCGCAGGCCUGACAUCCUGGCAGCAGCAAAGGCCGGGGGAGAAUUCCUCAGAAAGUUUGCACGUGUGUCCACUAACGGAAAUCAGUGGAAAUGUGCCUUUUGCUUAACAAGAGAUGGCAAGGCUGUCAAAGUUCAGAGGACCAUAUUCAGCGAGUGUUUCUAUAUAAUGGCCAUGGACGAACUGAGCAGGGUCACUGGCGACAAGGAAAUGGAGCUGGAGGCCGAGCAGAUGAUGGAGCAGCUGAUCUACUGGGUCCGGGAGGACGCGUCGGGUCUGGGAAGGCCCCAGCUCCCAGGGGACGUUCCGACUAACAGCAUGGCAGUUCCCAUGAUGCUGCUGUGCCUGGUCCAGCAGCUGUCCGACGGCCGGCCGGAGACUGGGGGAAAGUACUCAGAACUGGGAAGUUGGUGUGUGAGUGAGAUUCAGCAACAUGUCCAGAGAGACGGCACAGCGAUCCUAGAGAACGUGUCUGCGACCGGAGCAGAGCUGCCUGGAUGUCUGGGCCGGCUGCAGAACCCAGGCCACGCCCUGGAAGCCGGCUGGUUCCUGCUGCGGUACGCCGCCGACAACGAUAACAAGGAGAUCCAGAGAACUGCUAUUGAAAAGUUUGUGGAGCUUCCCUUCGAGAGUGGCUGGGACAAAGCCCACGGUGGCCUCUUCUACUUCCUGGACGUGGACGGUCACUGCCCCACUCAGCUGGAGUGGAGCAUGAAGCUGUGGUGGCCUCACAGCGAGGCGCUCGUCGCCUUCCUCAUGGCCUACAGUCAGACCAAGAACCCUGAGCUGCUGGAGAACUUCUUCAGGGUCUACGAGUACACCUUUAGCCACUUUCCUGACUCCGAGAGCGGCGAGUGGUUUGGCUAUCUGACCCAAGAAGGGAAAGUAGCGUUGGAUUUUAAAGGAGGACCGUUUAAGGGCUUCUUCCACGUACCUCGCUGCCUGUACAUGUGUGAGAGCCUCUUGGAUGAUCUGCUGGGAAAACAUGGCUGAAUAUUCAGACAUCAGUGUUCAGACUCAAGGGGAACUCGUCUGACUUGUAGUCCAGAGUUCUGACUCAAGGCACACACACACACACACACACGCACACACACACACACACACACACACACACACACACACACACACACACACACACACACACACACACACACACACACACACACACACACACACAAAUUUAAUUUGGUUAAUAUACUCAUUUCUGUCUGAAGUCAAAAAGAGCUACAGAAAAAUGAUCUAUACUGUGAAUUUAGGGUAAGAUUCUUUUAGUACUUUGUUGCUCGGCUAAUCUAACUUCCAAACACAUCCAUGAUGGACGGGUAGACAGUAGACAUUUGUUGCUUGUAUCGCUACUGCAGCUGCUCUGUGUUUUUUUUAAAUAGAAUUAAUGCUGUUUUUGAAUGAAAGGAUGACCACUAUCGAAGAGCCCGAGUGAAGACCUCCAUCAUCAAACGCAGCCAAUAACGCACAAAACGGAACUUUUUUGUUAAAACGUGCCUUGUUCUUUAAACGAUUUUAUCUUUCCGACCUUCUCGUCCCGCGUCUCAGUGGCAGUUUUGGAUUGACAUGUCUUUUACAAUCUGAAAAAUCCAAAAUAAAAUCUCACAUUUCA